AUGGAGAAAGUGAAACUUAAACUAGGAAUGAAAAAUUGUUAUGUGGUGGAUAGCAAGGGUGCAAGUGGUGGCAUGGCUUUAUUUUGGAAGGAUGAUUUGAAUGUGUCGUUGACAUCUUAUUCUCAUUUCCAUAUCUCUACCAAGAUCAAACAAAGAGGUAAUAAGGGGGAAUGGCUCAUGACAGGUUUCUAUGGCCACCCUUUGAUAUCCAAGAGAAGUAGUAGUUGGAACUUACUGAAUACUUUAAAACCUACUGAUAAUGUACCAUGGUUUUGUGUAGGAGACUAUAAUGAAAUCCUCUAUAAUGGUGAAAAGUAUGGAGGGGGAAUGAGACCUUACUCUCAGAUGGAAGCUUUUAGACAAUCCCUAAUUUUGAAUGGGGUGAGUGAUCUGGGCUACGUAGGAGACAAAUUCACAUGGUGCAAUAACAGACAGGGUCCUCAAUUCACCAAGGAAAGAUUGGAUAGGGCAUGUGCAAGUGCUAAAUGGAUUGAAAUGUUUUUAGAUUCCAUGGUGAGUAUAGAGGCUGCCCAAAAGUCAGACCAUAGGCCUUUAAUAAUAUCCAUCUCCUCGAGAAGUCAGUUCUUUACCAGAGAAGAAUGGCCUUUAAGAUAUGAGGCCUGCUGGGCUACCAGAGAGGAGUGUCACAAGAUUGUAAAUGAGGCAUGGAAGGGGAGUGUUUUGGUACAAAACAAACUCGAUCUGGCUAUUACAGGUCUGUCCAGAUGCAAAGAUAAACUCAAAAAAUGGGGCAAAGCUAUAGCUAAUGGCUUAAGUAAAGAACAUCAAGCCAAGAGACAACAGUUAUCUUACCUACAGAAGGCUAAUAUAGGGAAUCUAACAGAGGAAAUAAGGGCCAAAAAACAAGAAUUAGACAAGUUGCUUGAGGAGGAAGACAAAAAAUGGAGACAAAGGGCAAAACAGAAAUGGUUGAGGGAAGGGGAUAGGAACACCAAAUUUUUCACCAAUGUGCCACCCAAAGAAGGAAAAGGAAUUUGA
Molecule: messenger RNA, 999 nt
Organism: Juglans microcarpa x Juglans regia
Lineage: Eukaryota; Viridiplantae; Streptophyta; Magnoliopsida; Fagales; Juglandaceae
Exons: 1
Coding region: 1-999 (332 amino acids)
Source: RefSeq, a predicted model, not a curated record